AUGGCCAUGAUGGUCCAAGAUGCUUCUGCCCACGGCCGUCUGCUCGUGCCUCCGCACCGCGGCUACAUAGGCAAACUUCCGCAAUUCAAUGGCCUUGUUCCCAUCAACUUCGGCGACCACGGCCUCAGCGCUGGUGGCAUUGGCCAAACCAGAGGCGGCAAACACGGGAUCUGCGGCGACAGGUACUCUGGAAAGCGCUUGCACGAGACUGGUGGUGAAUUCGCCAAGUUCCCCCAACUUCGCGAAAAGGUCAUCGGGGCCUGCUACGCCCCCGGGUCCACAAUGGACCUUCAAGUCCAACUCACGGCCAACCACAUGGGGUACUUUGAGUUUGGGCUAUGCAAACUGAACUCGCUCAACGACAAGGAAACGGAAGAUUGCUUCAAAACGCUUGUCCAGCCCAACGGCGAAAAGGACUGGAAAUUGCCAGCGGGGAACAAGGUCUUCAACAUGCAGUACAUGCUCCCCGAUGGCGUGUCGUGCGACGGCGACUCCCACUGUGUGCUUCGGUGGCACUACGUCGGAUGGAACAACCCGGAUGUGGAAUCCACAACCAUUAAUUACUAA
Molecule: messenger RNA, 567 nt
Organism: Aphanomyces astaci
Lineage: Eukaryota; Oomycota; Saprolegniomycetes; Saprolegniales; Verrucalvaceae
Exons: 2
Coding region: 1-567 (188 amino acids)
Source: RefSeq, a predicted model, not a curated record